GGCUGCCGAGCCAAGACCCCACGCUAGAGAUUACAGCAAAAYCGUGGUAAACGGCUCGCUAUUCGGCGCUUUUUGGAAGGGUUUUCACUGAAAUAAGGACAUACACUCUACAGGGAACAAAACAACAACCCACAACGCACUCUAGACCAUACUUACAGUAAGGGUCUGUGUCCCUUCCUCGUGAGUUCUACAAUUUUUUUUCGUCUGAGACGAUCCGCUCGGACCAAAUCUUGCCCUUGAAAUGGAGACUCAUCAUAUGGGCCUACCAAUAGGAGAUGCCAACAAGAGCAUGGAGACGGCAAUGUGGACACAGCAGUACCAUGACUCAGGUAUCAUGUCCGGUGCAACGACCACAGCACACUCAGUCAAAGGAGAUGAAGAUGAUGAUUACAUGAAAACAACUCACAUGGGUUUUGAAUGGGAGCAGAGCUUCACCGACACAGAGAUGCAAGCCAUGAAUGAGCAGUUUGUUUCAACAAGAAGUCAACGUAUMCGUCAGGCCAUGUUUCCAGAGACMCUUGAAGAAGGAGUGCAAAUCCCUUCCACUCAGUUUGACACAACAUCAUCUACAGCAGUGCAACGACUGGCUGAACCUUCCUUGAUGCUUAAGCAGGCGGUUGUUAAUUUGAUCAACUAUCAGGAUGAUGCAGAUUUGGCAACACGAGCUAUCCCAGAGUUGACCAAGCUUUUGAAUGACGAAGAUCAGGUUGUUGUUGGUCAAGCUGCUAUGAUGGUACAUCAGCUUUCAAGGAAAGAUGCUAGUCGCCAUGCUAUCAUGAAUUCCCCCCAGAUGGUAGCAGCAUUAGUCAGAGCAUUGAAYAACUCUACUGAUGUUGAAACUACUAGAUGCGCUGCUGGGACACUACACAAUCUAUCCCACCACAGGCAAGGACUGCUUUCCAUCUUCAAGUCUGGUGGUAUCCCAGCACUUGUCAAACUACUUGGAUCUCAGGUCGAAGCUGUUGUCUUUUAUGCCAUCACCACACUUCAUAACCUUCUUCUCCAUCAAGAAGGUGCCAAGAUGGCUGUCCGACUUGCUGGUGGAUUGCAAAAGAUGGUAGCUCUGYUGGGUCGCACAAAUGUCAAGUUCUUGGCUAUUGUUACAGACUGCCUUCAUGURUUGGCRUAUGGCAAUCAAGAAAGCAAGCURAUCAUYCUGGCCUCAGGCGGCCCAGCCGAGCUUGUUCGCAUCAUGAAGAGCUACACUUAUGAGAAACUUCUCUUCACAACCAGCCGUGUGUUGAAAGUCUUGUCUGUUGAUACUGACAAUAAAAUGGCUAUUGUAGAGGCAGGGGGAAUGAAAGCACUUGCGAUGCAUCUUGGUCACCAAAGUAAUCGUCUGGUACAGAACUGUCUUUGGACACUGCGUAACCUGUCUGAUGCCGCAACAAAGGAGGAAGGACUGGACAACUUGCUUCAGAUGCUGGUACAGCUACUCUCAUCCAACGACACCCAGGUUGUGACGUGUGCAUCUGGUAUCCUCUCGAAUUUGACGUGCAACAAUCCAAGAAACAAGCAACUGGUGUGCAGGUUUGGAGGUAUUGAAGCCCUUGUACGUACUUGUCUGCAGGCAGGAGAUAGAGAAGAGAUUACUGAACCAGCUGUCUGUGCACUUCGCCAUCUGACAAGCAGACAUGCUGAUGCAGAGGCAGCUCAGAAUGCCGUGCGCGUCCAYUAUGGACUUCCAGUACUUGUAAAGCUCCUUCAUCCACCAUCACGCUGGCCUCUUAUCAAAGCUGUCAUUGGCCUUAUUCGAAACUUAGCUCUCUGCCCUGCUAACCAUACACCAAUCAGAGAACAUGGUGGUCUUCCUCGCCUUGUCCAGCUCUUAAUGCGCGCUAAUCAAGACAUGCAGAGACGACCAGGCCAAACGGCUGUUAUUGACGGRGUGAGAAUGGAUGAUAUUGUUGAGGGAACUGUUGGUGCGCUUCACAUCUUAUCCAGAGAGGCGCAUAACAGGGCUGUGAUUAGAAGUCUGCACUGUAUUCCACUCUUUGUCCAGUUGUUGUAUUCGCCYAAUGAGAACAUCCAGCGAGUUGCGGCGGGAGUGCUCUGCGAACUGGCUCAAGACAAAGAAGGAGCUGAAGCUAUCGAAGCUGAAAACGCGACACAACCAUUAACAGACCUGUUGCACUCGAGAAACGAGGGCAUUGCCGCGUACGCAGCCGCCGUGUUGUUCCGUAUGUCUGAAGACAAGUCRCAAGAUUACAAGAAGCGUCUAUCUGUUGAACUGACGAGUUCUUUAUUUAGAGAAGAUGCUGCUUGGCCUGAGCACAUGGAUGGUGACUUCAUGGACAACUACCAAAUGCCCGGUGUUUACUACCCCCCUGAAAAUAUGGAUUAUACACACGGCCCGAUGGAUUAUCAACAGCAGCAUUACGGGGACUAUCACGGCGAUCCAGGCAUGCAACCCCCCGUUCACCACCAACCUCCCCCCCACGGUGGACCGUGGUACGAUACAGACCUAUAGAGAAUAUUUGACGCUGCAUAAACUAGUAUAUGCCUAGAGCGUGUAUUACCAACACCUGAGGUGUUCCGUUUUGUAAAAUAACUCAGAAGGGAUUGAAAAGCUGUUUUAGCAAAURUGUUUUCUUAUUUUCAAGAUUUCYUUUCAUUAGAUGGUUUUUGUUUUGUGGAUUUUUUUAUUGUCUUGAAGCCAAUUUUUGUUAAUACAAUAGACGAGAUGUUAACAAGCUUAAAAACGUAGCAACGUGUACUCUCUAAAUCUCGCAAAAAAAGAAGUACCAUUUUUUUAAUGUAAAAGUCAUUUUUGCCGUAUUUAUUUUUGUCGUGUAAAAUUUCCAAUACCAAUUUCUCAAUAAUCAAUAAUUUUCCCUUAUUUCCUUGCUUCAAAGGUCGGCGACGCGUUGCUCCUGUGCUUUAGCGAGCAGCUUAAUUGUUGGAUGAUAUAUUAGUAUUUAUGUGAUAAUGUUUGGAUAUAAUAAAGUGAUUCAUGCGUCGUCUAUGAAACCAAAAUGACCAUCUAGUUCUGAUCAAGAACAAAAUAAACGAGUCGGAGCUCUAACUACUUCUUCAGUUGGCCAUUUUUCACAGACGAUGUUGAAUCRCGAUCCGUUUCAGUUGUUUUGUAUCAACCAUAGACUUUGUAUAAGUAGGGAAGCGCUUUUUAUCUAUGUACAUUAUAAUGCUUGUGGUCGUGUUUGUACUCGAAGCGAUGUUGAUUCAUCCAUUCAAAUGAUAGUUUCAGCAAUAAUCAACCAAUAAAGUCUUUUAUUAAUGCCU
This is a messenger RNA of Exaiptasia diaphana, 3243 nucleotides long. RefSeq names its product catenin beta. The transcript is spliced from 13 exons. Gene Ontology annotation, biological process: cell adhesion; positive regulation of transcription by RNA polymerase II. Gene Ontology annotation, molecular function: alpha-catenin binding; protein phosphatase binding; transcription coactivator activity. The coding region runs from base 242 to 2470 and encodes 742 amino acids. NCBI's taxonomy places the organism in Eukaryota, Metazoa, Cnidaria, Anthozoa, Actiniaria, Aiptasiidae. The record is from RefSeq and is a predicted model, not a curated record. Gene Ontology annotation, cellular component: catenin complex; adherens junction.